Molecule: messenger RNA, 2902 nt
Organism: Mercurialis annua (annual mercury)
Lineage: Eukaryota; Viridiplantae; Streptophyta; Magnoliopsida; Malpighiales; Euphorbiaceae
Product: katanin p80 WD40 repeat-containing subunit B1 homolog KTN80.3-like
Exons: 19
Coding region: 243-2609 (788 amino acids)
Biological process (GO): microtubule depolymerization; microtubule severing
Cellular component (GO): katanin complex
Molecular function (GO): microtubule binding
Source: RefSeq, a predicted model, not a curated record
UUAAUUUUUUAUUUUCUGUUGUUUUUAAGUGUAUUUUCAUACACUUCUACUUUUCUACUCUACACACUUUUUUCUGUACAAACAACAAAAACAAGCAGCUUCAAUCCCAAAAUUUUCAAUUUUACUUACUGCUGCUCUUCCUAUCAAAAUGUUCCCUCUCACUUAGUGAUUCACAUGAAUUAUAAUGGUUUGAAUGUCUGAAAUAUGAAGGGUUGUGGUUAUUAGGGUUUGUUUGUUCUGCCAUGACUACCAAACGCGCCUACAAGCUACAGGAAUUUGUGGCACAUUCUUCUAGUGUUAAUUGUCUUAAAAUUGGAAGAAAAUCAUCGAGAGUUCUCGUUACCGGAGGAGAAGAUCACAAAGUUAAUCUCUGGGCUAUUGGUAAGCCCAAUGCCAUUCUGAGUUUAUCGGGACAUACGAGUGGGAUUGAUUCAGUAAGCUUUGAUUCUUCCGAAGUACUAGUAGCUGCUGGAGCUGCAAGUGGAACAAUUAAGCUUUGGGAUUUAGAGGAGGCAAAGAUUGUUCGCACGUUGACUGGUCAUAGAUCCAACUGCAUAUCAGUCGACUUUCAUCCUUUUGGGGAGUUCUUUGCAUCUGGUUCUCUUGACACUAAUCUUAAGAUAUGGGAUAUCAGGAAAAAGGGCUGUAUUCAUACAUACAAGGGCCACACCCGAGGGGUCAAUGCAAUCAGAUUUACCCCAGAUGGGCGCUGGGUUGUAUCUGGCGGAGAAGACAACACUGUCAAGUUGUGGGACUUGACUGCUGGAAAGCUAUUGCAUGAUUUCAAGAGUCAUGAAGGUCAAGUUCAAUGCAUAGAUUUUCAUCCACAUGAAUUUCUUCUAGCGACAGGUUCUGCCGAUAGGACUGUCAAAUUUUGGGACCUUGAAACCUUUGAAUUAACCGGUUCAGUGGGGCCUGAGACCACAGGAGUGCGUUGUUUGACGUUUAAUCCAGAUGGGAGGACUCUACUCUGUGGAUUGCAUGAAAAUCUGAAAGUUUUCUCUUGGGAACCAAUACGAUGCCAUGAUACUGUUGAUGUUGGAUGGUCCAAAUUGUCAGAUCUCAAUGUUCACGAGGGAAAGCUUCUAGGCUGCUCAUAUAACCAAAGCUGUGUUGGAGUCUGGGUUGUAGACAUCUCACGGAUUGAACCAAACUGUCCUGGGAAUGUUAGUCGGUUCAAUGGUUAUUCAGAAUCAAAACCAGGCCUUAAUGCAAAUCAGGCAAUCCUGAUUGAUUCUACUGCCAAGACUAAUAUAGGAAGGUUAUCUGCUUCACAAAAUUCAGAAACUUUGCCAAAGGAAACAAAAUCUCUUGGCAGGUUGUCAGUUUCUCAAAAUUCCGAUAAGGAAUCAAAGUUUUUUGCAUCUACAGGAAAUGUACCUGGUACUCCGCAAAGAGUCAGUUUGAAUACUGGUAUUAGGACAAAUUUGUCAGGUCCAAUUACAGUUAAUGCAGCAGCCCCAAAGAGGAAUUCUACAAAGACCCAACCAGCAACUAAUGUUCCAGUGCUCAACAAGGUAGAUGUCACACCUGUAAUUGUCCCUAGAAAUACUACACGGCCAGAACUAGUGGCUGAAUCGAGAAAAGAAUUUGGUAUUGCUGGAAGAACCAUGCCAUUUUCGUUGCAGUCAAAGGCUAGUGAUUACCGAAAAAUUUCAAAUAGCAGGGAUGACAUGGACCAGCCGACUAUUUCUGCUCCUUCUGAUAUUACAAGUGUUAAGUCUACAGCAUUGAGCCGAAUUGCUGAUAGGACUAUAAUUUCUACUGCCAAAGGUUCAAUUCAUGGAACAUCAACUGCAGACAGGAAUGUUAAAGAGGAUAGACCUCUUGGAUUAGGAAAACAAGAUUCAAAUCCACUUGCAGAGCCACCUAUUAGCUACCAGGAAGAUAAUUAUGAGACAUUUGGGCAUAAAAACAGAGAUGUGAACGCUAUUGAAAAUCAGAAAGCAGGAAGGAUGCAUUCACUUGUUGUAAAUUGGGACAAAAUGGGAAGACCUCUUUAUUAUGAAGAUCCUAUUUCAGAGCGUUCUCGUGAGACAACAUCUGCGAGAGGAUGCUCCUCAUCUACUGAAAAACAAAUGGUUUCUUCCAGUGACGAGGAUGCUAUUGCAGAUGUAAUGGAACAACAUGACCAAUUUGUCAGCUCCAUGCAAUCCCGCCUUGGAAAGUUACAGGCAGUGUACAGAUUUUGGGAGAGAAAUAAUGUCAAGGGGGCCAUUAAUGCAAUGGAAAGGAUGGCUGAUUAUGAUGUCCUUGCUGAUGUAUUUAGUGUUGUAAAUGAGAAAAUGGAUAUUGUUACAUUGGAUGUGUGUGCUUGUCUUCUGCCACUUCUCUCUGGCCUCCUUCAAAGUGACAUGGAUCGGCAUUUAAGCAUCUGUUUGGAGAUGCUACUUAAGCUGGUGAGAAUAUUUGGUUUAACGAUCUAUUCAACUGUUUCUGCAUCAACACCUGUUGGUGUAGACAUCGAAGCAGAGCAAAGGCUGGAACGUUGUAAUCUUUGCUUUGUAGAACUUGAAAAAGUGAAGCGUUGGCUGCCUAGAGUCAUGAGAGGAGGCUCUGUUGCUAAGAUCAUUCAGGAAUUAAAUUUAGCUCUUCAAGAGGUUUCGUAACAAGCUGUGAUUUGCCGAGUCUUGCUUUGACUCUGUGAUUUUAGAAAUGAACCAGCUCUUCUUGCACAGUUGAUUCUACCAUGUUAACUGCAACCUCAACACAACCUAUUACUGCUUGCUGCAAAGUGUUGGCGGGCACCAAAAUGCAGCUGAGAGACAAGACGAACCAUUUCAGCCACCAUUAUAAUUUUGAAUGUGUCGGAUGUAUCAAUUUAUUAUAUAUAUGAACAACUCUAAUUGGACCACUUUGUACUUGAGCUGACCUAGUAUAUACACAAAUCUUUCAACAUCAA